Molecule: messenger RNA, 1145 nt
Organism: Lycium barbarum (goji berry)
Lineage: Eukaryota; Viridiplantae; Streptophyta; Magnoliopsida; Solanales; Solanaceae
Product: NAC domain-containing protein 1-like
Exons: 2
Coding region: 208-831 (207 amino acids)
Biological process (GO): regulation of DNA-templated transcription
Molecular function (GO): DNA binding
Source: RefSeq, a predicted model, not a curated record
GUUUUAAUUAUUUACCCAAAAUUCUACGUGUAAGUUGGAUAACGCUCGGCUGAAAUUACCGACGUAGUACUAUUAGGUUUUUACUUUCACAAUGUUUAUAUAAUUCUUCUCAUUGCUUUGUGUUGUUGCUGUCGAGCGCGUUUCUGUUCUACAGUUGAUUUCUGUUUCAUUGUUGUUGAGAGAGUGCAAGAAAAACAAAAUCCACACAUGGAGCACUUAGAGCUAAAAGAGGGUUUUCGUUUCCAUCCAACUGAUGCAGAAGGACUUAGUUUCUUGCUAAGAUUCGUGGCGAAACAAGAGAUGCAUGAUGCUGGAUUUAUCACCACCAACAUAGAUGUCUAUGGUAAUGAAGAGCCAUGGGAGAUUUACAGUCAAGGAGUACCCUGUGGAGGAUCAGAAGAUGAAGAUGAUGACGACUGUUAUCGCUACUUCAUCACGAAGCUGAAGAAGAAAAGCCCCAUGACGUAUCAUCGUGAAGUGGGAAACAAAGGCAGUUGGAAACAACAAGGCGAGGAAAAAACAGUUUACAACAACAUGGGGAACUCAUCAUCAACUCUUAUUAUUGGAUGCAAGAAGAGCAUGCGUUACGUGAAUAAGGAGCAUAAAGAUGGGGAUUGGCUCAUGAAGGAGUACGAGCUCUCUAAGGUUAUUCUUCAAAAGUUCGACGGGGAUUGCAGGGAUUAUGUUUUGUGUGCCAUCAAGAAGAAGCCCAUUGAUACUUGUUCUCCUGUGACGUCCACAACUACGUUGGAUGAUGCUUCUGAGGACUCUGAUGAGGUAGCUGGUUUUGCUGACUCUGUAUUGGCGACUUCCAAUGAUAAUAAUAUGUGAAGGAAUUUGGAACACUCUCUGAGUCUCAAACAAUGGCUUUUCUGAAUUUUCAAGAAUCACAAGAAGCAGUAUAUUGUUGAACCAUUAUUCGUUAGCUUUUGUUGUCUGCAAUUAAGGCGUGGACGAACUAGCACAAACUGAACUUUUAUUGGCCAUGUACUGUUGCCAAUUGAAUUAAUAGAUGUUUAUACAUACACAAUUAUUCAGCUUGGUAGAUGUUGCUUAUAGCAUGUUUGGUCACGCUUUUGGGAGCCCAAAAGUGCUUAUUUUUUUUCAAGAAGUGCUUAUGUUAUAAAAGUGAGGUGUUUGAAUCA